UUGGCCCCGCCCCCUCAUGCUGCUGCUGGAGCAGCGUUGAAGUCUGUUGUGUUUCGGCACCAGGCUGCCGAACCGACACAGUCGCGCUUCAUUUUAGUAUUUUCACCUUUAAAAAUGGCGUCCGACGGCAUGGAUGAGCGUUCGCCGCUACUGUCGGCGCAGAACUCUGGAAAUGUGACGCCCACUGCGCCUCCGUACCUCCAGGAGCCCAGUCCGAGAGCUGAGCUUCCUCCCCCGUACACAGCCAUUGCCAGUCCCGAUACAGGAGGAGUGCCUGUCAUUAACUGCCGAGUGUGUCAGUCUCUCAUAAACCUGGAUGGGAAGCUCCAUCAGCACGUUGUGAAGUGCACGGUCUGCAAUGAGGCCACGCCAAUUAAAAACCCACCAGCUGGGAAAAAGUAUGUCAGGUGUCCCUGCAACUGCCUGCUAAUUUGUAAAGACACAUCACGGAGGAUAGGAUGCCCUCGGCCCAACUGCAGACGGAUCAUCAACCUGAGCCCUGUGAUGGUGAUCCCAGAGGAGCAACCUGCACAGCCAGCACUUCCUAUUCAGCCCGAAGGCCUGCGUGUGGUGUGCGGCCACUGCGGCAAUACGUUUCUUUGGAUGGAGCUCCGAUUUAAUACGCUGGCCAAGUGUCCACAUUGCAAAAAAAUCUCUUCUGUUGGUAGUGCCCUACCCAGGAGGCGCUGCUGCGCCUACAUCACAGUAGGAAUGAUCUGCAUUUUCAUCGGAAUUGGACUAACAGUUGGAACCCAAGAAUUUGCAAGCAGGUAUCAUGCUACCUAUGUGUCAUGGGCCUUUGCGUAUCUGCUCGGUCUUAUCUGCCUGGUACGAGCCUGCUACUGGGGAGCAAUUAGAGUCAGCUAUCCAGAGAACACCUUUGCGUAGACGAAGUGUUUGUGAUCGUUGAUUUAACCCUUUUAGUAUUUCAUUUUAUCCUGAUUUUAACAGGCGUUUAACAUUUGACUGGUCAUUCUAUGUAGGUGAGCUGAAAUCAAGGCAGGAAAUUUAUGCAUUGUGUUCUAAUGGAUUGGGUGUAAAAUAUUUAUAUAAAAGCUGAUCAGAAAUUCAAAAUAUGAUGAAAUCAACAUUGGCUAGUGACGUUUAAAUUGAAGGUACGCACGCCUUGUGGUUGUCAUCACUCCUACUGGAUAGAUUGUGUGUGCUGUGUUUUGUUACCAACUGACCAAAAUGAACAAUUUGUCCAUUGCACUACAGUUUUAUGCAAAUAUACUGUUUUUUUUUUUUUUUUUUUGCUGCUAGUUGUCAGGUGUAAAAAGCUGCAGGUUGUUAAGUAUUAAAAGCUGCCUACUCUAAACAAGGUACUGUGUUCCAUUUAUAUAAUCGUACAUCUUACAUGUGCCACCAUCCAUGUUCGUAUCUCUGGAGGAAGAAAAAUGAUCAGCGCUCUCGAAUUCAAACCGUUCGCGCCGCUCGAACGUACUCUGACAGAUUAUUGCGGAUUUUCAGAGUAAUCAUAAACGGCAUGCUUACAAACGUCAAAGCUCAGAAUUUGACUCCAAUGAGAUUUAAAUGUUUCGCAUGAUAUUAAUUUGUAACACAGAUCAGUGUUUCUCUGUCAAUGAAAGGUCACUGUGGAAGUGUUAGGCCCUAAUGUUCAGCCUUCCUUUCUAUACGUAGAACAUAAACACCUCUGCUUCCUUGUUCAUGCUUAUAUCACUGUAGAUCGCUAACUUUGGCAGGGUGACUGGGCACAACUGUAGUUACUAAUCCUGUUCUGAAUGUGAAAAGCAAGUUUCUUUGUACAUAGAUUAUUCAUCGCACCAAGACUAACUUAAGUUUGAGUAUGGAUUGGGUCUUUUUAAAAAUGGUAAUUUAUCAAUAAAAUUAAAAAAAAAUGAACUCCUGUA
Tachysurus fulvidraco (yellow catfish) is the source of this 1871-nucleotide messenger RNA. It is a transcript of the gene pip4p2, whose product is annotated as phosphatidylinositol-4,5-bisphosphate 4-phosphatase 2. The coding region runs from base 115 to 888 and encodes 257 amino acids. Gene Ontology annotation, cellular component: lysosomal membrane; plasma membrane; late endosome membrane. NCBI's taxonomy places the organism in Eukaryota, Metazoa, Chordata, Actinopteri, Siluriformes, Bagridae. The transcript is spliced from 7 exons. Gene Ontology annotation, molecular function: phosphatidylinositol-4,5-bisphosphate 4-phosphatase activity. Gene Ontology annotation, biological process: phosphatidylinositol dephosphorylation. The record is from RefSeq and is a predicted model, not a curated record.